AUGACCAGAGAGGACCAAAACUGCACUGACAUCGACCAACUGAUCAAGCGCUAUUACCUUCCUGUUUCCUAUGGAAUCAUCUUCAUCGUUGGCUUGGUGGGAAACAUCACCUCCAUCAGCAUUUACAUGACGAAGAUGCGUCCGUGGAAGAGCAGCAGCAUCAUCAUGGUCAACCUGGCGUUUACCGACCUCUUCUAUGUCCUCAGCAUGCCCUUCCUGAUCUACUACUACAGCAAUGGCGAUUCCUGGACACUUGGCGACUUCAUGUGCCGCUUCGUACGAAUUGGCUUCCAUUUCAACCUGUACGGGAGCAUCCUCUUUCUGACGUGUCUCGCCAUUUUUCGUUUCGUGGUGGUGAGCAAGCCUUUGAAGGCGGCGCAGGUGCAGCAGAAGCUUUGGGGUAUAAUUGCGUGCUCGGUUGUGUGGAUAAUCACGGCUGCUGAAAUCGCACCAAUGAUGACGAUGUUUUCCUUGGACAACAACAACACACGCUGCUUGGACUUUGCUAGCAGUAUACCCUCCGAUUUGCAGUGGUACAGCUGGUUUCUCACCGGACUGGGGUUCCUGCUUCCUCUAGUGGUGGUUUUCAUGUGUUACAUCGGGAUAGCAAAACAGUUGGUGAAAGGGCCCCACACUAACAGUCCAUGUCGGAUGCGAGCAAGGCGCGUCACAGUGCUGAUACUGACCGUGUUCGUGGUGUGUUUCCUGCCGUAUCACAUCCUGCGUGUAAUACGGAUAGAAACGCGAAUGCCGGGAGAUGUGCCAUGUAUGGUGGAGCGCAUCGUGCACGCCGCGUACAUCAUUUCACGGCCUCUAGCUGGACUUAACACCUUUUUUAACCUGGCUUUGUACACUCUAUCAGGUGAUAAGUUCAGGAGGGCCUUCAUUAGCACGUUUUACCGGGAAGGCUGGCUCACCAAGGCCAGGUCAUUGCUCCAUCUGGCCAUCAUUAACACGCCAGACAAUGACAUACCUGCUGUGCGACUGAUUGCCAUCCAACAUCUGACUCUUCUUUGA
This is a messenger RNA of Cheilinus undulatus (humphead wrasse), 1017 nucleotides long. Its product is annotated as 2-oxoglutarate receptor 1-like. The record is from RefSeq and is a predicted model, not a curated record. Gene Ontology annotation, biological process: G protein-coupled receptor signaling pathway. The coding region runs from base 1 to 1017 and encodes 338 amino acids. Gene Ontology annotation, cellular component: plasma membrane. Gene Ontology annotation, molecular function: G protein-coupled receptor activity. NCBI's taxonomy places the organism in Eukaryota, Metazoa, Chordata, Actinopteri, Labriformes, Labridae. The transcript has a single exon.